AUGGAGGUUUCACCAGGUACUUUAGAAUUUACUGGUUCAUUUACCAAACAAACUACUGAACAUUUGACUUUAUCAAAUCCAACUAAUCAACCAUUAGCUUUUAAAGUUAAAACAACUGCUCCAAAAUUAUAUUGUGUUAGACCAAAUGCAAGUAUUGUUCAACCAGGUGGUUCAAUUUCAAUUUCUAUAAUUUUACAAGGUUUUGCUCAACCUUUACCAAAAGAUUACAAAUGUAAAGAUAAAUUUUUAUUAGUUAGUGUACCAACUAAUCAAAAUAUUGAUCCUGCUCAAGUUGGUGAAUUAUGGGGUUCAUUAGAAUCUCAAAAUAAAUCUGCUGUUGUUUCAAAAAAAUUAAGAGUUAAUUAUAAUAUUGGUCCUGAUAAGUCCUCAGGUUCAAGUAAUACUCCAGCUGCUACUUCUGGUGGUGCUAAUGGUGCUGCUGCUGGUGGAUUUGCUGGAAGUGGUGCUUCUCAAAAUAAUUAUCAACAACAACAACAACAGCCACCUCAACAACAGCAACAACAACAAUACCAACAACAACCACCACAACAACCACAACACCAAAAUUCAUUCGGUGGUGCUGGUGCUGGUUUAGCUGGUGGAGCUCUUGCUGGAGCAGGUGCUGCAGGUGCUUAUAAUCAUUCACAACAACAACAACAACAACCACAACAACAUCAACAAUAUCAACAACAACCACCUCAACAAGAUUACAACUCAUCAUAUACUCAACAAUCCACUGGUAAUGAUUAUGGUGCUCAAAAUAGAUCAUUUAAUGAUACUUCAUCAAUUAAUAAUUACAAUGGAGGUUAUCAACAACAACAACAACCACCUCAAUUACAUCAACAACCAAGUUAUCAAAACUCUCAAUAUGGUCAACCACAACAUCAACAACAACCAAUUCAACAACAAGGUGGUACAUCACCAGCUGUUCAACGUGAAUUGGAAGCUUUAGCAAGACAAGUUCAAACAUUAUCUACUAAAUUAGAUCAAAAUGAAAAAGCAGCACAUUCAAGAGGUGUUGGUGCAAUAGUUGAUUCAGAUUUAGCAUCAAAUGGAAUUUCUUUACCAAUUGCUUUAGUUUUAAUUUUAAUUGCUUUCUUAAUUGGUUGGUUAGUCUUUUAA
This is a messenger RNA of Lodderomyces pseudojiufengensis, 1122 nucleotides long. RefSeq names its product phosphatidylinositol-binding protein. Gene Ontology annotation, cellular component: plasma membrane; endoplasmic reticulum membrane. Gene Ontology annotation, molecular function: FFAT motif binding. NCBI's taxonomy places the organism in Eukaryota, Fungi, Ascomycota, Pichiomycetes, Serinales, Debaryomycetaceae. The transcript is spliced from 2 exons. Gene Ontology annotation, biological process: endoplasmic reticulum membrane organization. The record is from RefSeq and is a predicted model, not a curated record. Bases 1 to 1122 code for a protein of 373 amino acids.